Molecule: messenger RNA, 8040 nt
Organism: Spirodela intermedia
Lineage: Eukaryota; Viridiplantae; Streptophyta; Magnoliopsida; Alismatales; Araceae
Source: the annotation of a GenBank genome assembly
AUGGCGGGGCUGUCACUGAGAUGUGGUGACUGCGGGGCCCACUUGAAGAGCGUCGAGGAGGCCCAGGAGCACGCCGAGCUCACGCUGCACACCAACUUCUCCGAGUCCACCGAGGCCGUGCUCAAUCUCGUCUGCACCGUGUGCGGCAAGCCCUGCCGAACAAAGAUCGUAUGUGAAAUCUUUAAUCUCUCUCUCUCCGACAGCGUCGGCGUCCAUUUAGUUCUUGCCCCCCACAGAUCGGCCUCGGGGUGAAUUUAGUUAAUCCCAUGUUGUCUGGGUAAGGAAGUCGGGGAUAAUUUUCUGUCCCUGGUUCAUUGUUUUCUAUUUCUUGUGUCGAAGGAGAGCGAUCUGCAUACGAAAAGGACCGGGCAUUCUGAUUUCGUGGACAAAACGAUGGAGGAGGCAAAGUCCCUUGAAUUGAACGCAUCAGGCUAAAGUCGAUGGCCCUCAGGAGGAGAGCACUGCCUCGGAGAGCAGAAAUUCGGAAGGUAAAUCCUUAAAUUUUGUUCAGAAAUCUAUCCGAGUAUUUGAAUUAUGAUAUGAAGAACUAGGUAAAUGUUUUUUGCCGAUACUCUCAACUGAACUUUAUAGAUUUUCCCUUCUAAUCCUCGUCUUCUACUUUUGGUGUUAUUCCAUGCUUUUCUAUUGACCCUUUACUUUACUUCCAAUGAUUAACGUUUCAGUUUCUAUCAUAUCAUGUAUAUUAUUCUUGUCGAUAAAAGAAGUCAAGGCUUGUAGAGUCACAGGAGAGGAGAGCAAGUGGCUCUAGUAAUGAAGUGAAACAUAAUCUUAACGUCAGUCUGUUGAAUAAAUCACUGGGAAACGGAUAAAAUUGUAAUGCAUGGUAUGAGAGAAGUAAAGCAUAAGGUUUUGGGAUUAAGUAUAGAAUGCUUUUGAUGAUGUAUCUGGAGACAAAUUUAAAAUCAACGAAAAAAUUUAAUGUUAGCCGAUAUCACUGAAGGGUUUCACUUCAUAAAUAAAAAAAAUAUAACUCCACUAGUAUUGAUGUGGCAUUGAUGGAUGCUCUUUAUGAAAUAGCUGAUCGUCUGUUUAGAGAAAUAUUACACGGAUGUCAUUUUUCCCCCUCAAUAAAAUAUUUUUAUGUUUUGAAAAUAUGUUGAAUUUCAGCUGAAUUGACUGAAAGAGUAUAAUUUUUAUGAACUUUCUUUUCAAUUUAGAAAAAUAAAACGGAAGAAUCCUUGUCUGUUGCAUGAUUUAUUAUUUUGAAAUAUGAUGCGUCAGUACCAUUGUUUGAAUCAUAUCCUGGAUCUCGGUUGGUUGACUCUUUGUGCUUCAUUUCUUUUCAGAGAUGGUUGUUCCAGAGAUUGACAAGAAACUACUCGAGGAGCUAGAGUCCAUGGGCUUUCCAACUGCUCGUGCUACACGAGCUCUUCAUUUCUCUGGUGAGUUAUUGCCUCCAAAGAUUGAUGGGAUUACAAUGGUUCCUAGAUCUCUAAAUUUAAACUGGUCUUGAGAAAGAUUUUUUUUUUAAUGAGGGUUAGAAUAUAAACGCCUAACUUAUAUUUGAUACCAAUGAAGGUAGGCUCUUAAAACUAUAGUUGAUUCUACUUCGCAGGAUCUAUUUUUAUCUUGUAUGACUAUACGAGCAAAAUCAAGUACGUCUGUAAAAUUAAUAUAUGCAGAGGUGUAGGCAUUAGACUUUACUGUUUUUGCCGAUAGUUCAUUUCUUCUAAAGGCUUGGAAUGAAGAUCUGAUUUUCUUGUUGUGUUAGCAAUGAUUAGAAAAGGCUAUGCAUGGUGUAGUUAGUUCAUUGUAUUUUGGGUUUACCCUCUGCAUCUAACUCGUAGAAUCUGGGCUUGGGCUUUUGACGAGUCCUGAUUUAAAUGGAGAUCAGUUAAACCUGGCUGUCCUUUGUUUGAUUUAGGAAGGUUGUAGCAAUUGAAUGUAUAUAAGAAUGCUAAAAUCAAACUAGGGUAUAUUCGGGGAAACAUUAAAUUUUAUCCGAUAUAUUUCUGUUUAAAACUGGUCUGAUUGUCAGUACUUUAUUACUGAUUAUACAAUGUAGGGACAGUGCUAGCAGUCGAAAAAUGGUUUCUUCUUCUCACGUCUAACUGAUGGAUCCUCAGAUUUUUUCUGUCAUCUGGACUAAAGAUAAAUCAUUGACAGUGUGAUCCACUUGAAGCAUUGUUUCUGCGGAAAAUUUUGCCACUCAAUCAGUUCUAAGGCAAUAUUUUAUUUGUUUUCUUGUUUAGGUAAUGCCAGUCUUGAAUCUGCCAUUAACUUGGGUUGCUGAUCAUGAGAAUGAUGAAGAUAUUGACGAGAUGCCUUUGGUAACUUUCUCUCCCUUUUUUUUUUCAUUGAUGGUAUCAAUUGAGUCAUAUCUGCUUACAAGUUGUGCUGUUUGGUUUUCAUUGUUUGACACUCAGCUCUUUCAAAAAUACAAGUACUUAUAUUUUAAUUCAGUUAUAAUGUACCGGUAACUUUUGGUUAUCGUCAUCAGGAUAUUAUCAGUUAUAGGUUCGCUUAACUUCUACUUUAGGAAUUCUGUUUGCCCCUCAUUUGAACCAGAAAAUAAAUACCUCUUGUAAUCUGUUGCCCAGAAAGGCCCAUUUCAGCUUCUCAUCUAUAAUUUCGUUUUUGACCUUGGAGAAUUGACACAAUUGUGUUAUUCUUUCCAUACCUGCCUAAUCCGGUGGUCCACACCUUACAAUUAUUGCUUAAAUUCUCCAUCUUAUUGUUAAGCUCCAAGCAUAAUGUUUCGUUUCUUCUUGAAUGAAAUCCAGGUUAGAUUUAAUAAUCUUUUUUCUCCAUCAUUUGAUCAUCAUUCCUGUGUUGGAUUUUCUUCUGGACCACUCGUACCUCCCUCAUGGAAUAUACCUUCCUCUUGUUUUUUCUACUCCGGUUCAUCAAGAACUUGCCAAUCUUACCUUCUGUCCGUUCCGGCCCAAUGGGAUCGACUGCUUCCAUGUUUGUGUCAUGCCAACCCCUUUAGAGCAGAAAGAAACACAGUUUCAGGGUAUUUCCUAAUAUUUAUUAGAUCCUCUAGACUGUAUGAACUAGGUCAUGCAAUAUUUCAACUAAAAACCUUGGCUGUCCAUCAUGAUGAAGUUUGCAAAUCCUUUUAGAGGAAAAGGAAACCAAGGUUCAGACUUUUGACUCUUUCCAUAUUUCAUCCGCCACAUCAUUUAGGAUGAACAUGUUGCCUGACCAUGAAAUAAUUCUGUCAACAUAUCUUGAAAAUAAUAAUAGCGUUUUCUAUUAACUGGGAAUCUUCUUGGAAGCUUGAUAUGGGCAUGACUAUGUCAAUGUUUCUAGGCUCCCGCUCUUUUGUACAAGAUUAAAAUUUGAUUCUUUAGUUCCCUAGUUUAUAGUGUCUAAGCAGCUUAUAUCCUUUAGGUACCUGCAAAAACUAAUGCUGAGGUUGCCAAACGAUCCUUGACACCAGAGGAAGCUAAGAUAAAAGCACAAGAGCUAAGGUUUGACUUUACAUUGUAUCUCUGGCUUUAAGUACUAUGGGAUAACUUGCAUAUUUCAAUUGUAGGAUAUUUAUGAAAUUAGUGCUUUCUGUUUUAUAAAGGGUUGCUAUUGAAUGCCCAUAUCAUUUUAUUUUUCUAUGGAACGCUCAUUUUUAUUACUCACCUUUUAUCCUUUAUUUUAUGGUAAGUUACCAUUCAUUCUCUGUGUACCAAUAAAGAACAGGAAGGUUGUAGAAGCAUUGACUCUAAAGCAGUGUUUCGGUCUUCGGUCCCACAUUUUCUGUAUGCUGUAUUGUUCCUAGGGGUGGCCUAUCCACCUUGAGAAUGACUGAGAUGGCGAUUUUUUUUUCUCAUUUUUUGUUGAUUCAACCAAGUUUGGUAUUUUUAUUGUCAAGGUCUAUCCAUGCUUUACUUUAAAAUAUUUGAAAUGUUUUAUGUUCCUCAUUGGUUUUCAUUUAUAGCUCUUCUGAUAUCCAUAUCUUCGGAAUUCCGUUAAAAAAGUUGUCCAUUGUGGAUAGUUUGAUAAGCGACUAUCGUUCUAGUUUUAGUCAACUUUUUUUUAUUCUAUGCAUCGUUGUUUAUGUGAUUUAAGCAGCAAGCUGCUAGCAUAACGCAAGGAACCAAUUAUUUCGGAUUUUUCGAUUUUCGUCUUCAGAUAUUUGAUGGACUUACCUACUCUAUUUGUUAUCCUUUUCGUUUUGUCUGAAUUCUCCUAACUCUGACGUGAAUUUUAUUAAUAUGUAAUACUACUUGACAUAUUGGUUAAGUUCAUUUAUAUUUCCAGGGAGCGGGCACGCAAGAAAAAGGAAGAGGAGGAAAGGAGAAUGGAAAGAGAAAGAGAGAAGGUAUUAUAACACCUUUUUACAGUUCUUUCGUGUAGCACUAACUUUUUCAUUCUCCAGAAUAUUUGUGGGACAAAAUCUUUAAAAAGAUGGCACAUGAAUGAUCUCACUGACAGGAUGUGUAACUGUUAUGAUUCUCGUACCUGUUUUAUUUCAGUAUCCGGUGAUAAGAAUGGCAAGAGAGAUAACUUGAAUGAGAUCCGGUAGUGCCGUUUAGGUAUAAAUAGUGUCGUCUACCGUGUGGUGGUGGUUCAGAGUGCCUGAACUCUCAUUCCAAUUUGGGUAUAAAUUAUGAACAUCCUGGGAUUGCCCAUCAAAAUGUGUUUGCCAUUUUUUACCUUUCAUUGGGAUACAAAAUGGUGCCAGAUCUGAGAUGUAGUAAUAUGCAAUCCACAAGAAAAGAAAAAUCUCGAUCAAUUUCUGAAUCCGGAAGCAUCACAUGGAAUAAUUUUUGUCAUCAAAGAUUACGCGUACAGAAGUACUCGUACAUCUUAUCACAAUCUUAUAAAAAGUAGUCAUAGGAAAAUAGGGCCCAGUAUCUCUGGUCAGAAGAUGUGUGAGGUGCUUUGGGAAGAGAAGAAUUUGGCAGAAGUGCAUUAUUGAAGGAGGAAGGCGACUGGGAAAACAUUAGUUUCUACGUCCUUGUCAACAUUGAGGUUGUGGCUGUGACGGGAAAAGAUGGAGGCCAGGUUCCAUAUAAGAAUAGGGAGAUGGAGCGUGGUAACUCUGGAAAUUUGGGGGACAAACCCUGCAUCUGAUUCUGUACAUGUUCCAUUGAUGUCUACCGUUAUCACAGAAAAGGGCAGGAGAAUGUCCAGGUUUGAAUUAGCGUGGACUAAUACGACCAUAUGACCGCAAAGAUUAAGGCCUCCUAUAUCGGCUUUUUUGGAAGCUUAAAGUUUUCUUGUUAAGUUCUCAGCAACCGGUAGAUUCAGGCCGGAGGAGAAGAGAAAUAUUGCAAAUAAUGGAACUAUGGAAGGUGAGGAAGAAAAUAGAGAUUCUGUGAGAGAUUCCCUUAUAUCACUCUUCCCUUUAUGGGAGUAAGUGAUCCCGAAACGGGGGUGGGCCGUGGGUCCAUGAACGGGCCCAGUAGAGGGUUCAGAAGAUGGUCUGGGAGGGGACCUAACAGCAAAUCUUUUAUUUGUUUUUUUAUGAUAGUAAGACAGUAAAUUUACCAUAUCUGUUUCUUCCCGUUUAACCUCAUUGACCUUUAAAACUCCACGUUGCCUGUGUUUCUGUUGGCGACAGAAGGAAGCUUCGACUUUGAUUCUUAUCUUUUAUUAUCUGGUACUGAUAAAUUUUUGAAUGCAUGCGCAGUUUCUGGUGAUAUUGAGUUGAUGUUUACGGCAAUUCCUGAAUGAUAUCUGACUGCCUUUUUCUUAUGCAUCAUAGGAGAGAAUUCGUAUUGGAAAAGAACUUCUUGAAGCAAAAAGAAUUGAAGAAGAAAAUGAGAGGAAAAGGUCAGUGAAACUUGUUGUUCCACGGAGUAUGGUAACUGAAUAUAGCAGUGUUUCGAUAGCCGGGCCUCUACUCUGACUAGUCUCUGCCUUACUUGAAAUCAUCUAUUUUUUGUCCUUCAGAAUGUUGGCCUUGCGACAAGCCGAGAAGGACGAAGAGAAGAGAGCCAGGGAGAAAAUCCGUCAGAAGUUGGAGGAAGAUAAGGUCUUAAACUCUUGUCCCCUAUCUCUUUACAUUUUUUCACGGUGUCAGUAUUUGCCCAGUCACCGUCAAGAUAUGAAAAUCGUUAAUGCACUUAUCGUCUUUUGUUUUAAAAAAUUCCUGCUUUUUCUUCUGAACGAACUGAGAGAUGUGUCUGAGUGAGGCUCACUUCUGUUUUUUCAUCAAUAGAAUUUCUAAUUCAUAGAUUUUCCGCAUCUUGUGUAAUGAUGCAUUAUAUUUUUAUGCGUGUGUUCUUUAUUUAAAUCGAAGCAUUAUCAGUAAAAAGAAAUUUCUGAGCAUUGCGCAAACCAUUGGAAGUUUGGAAAAGGUCAACUAUGGGACUAUUUUCUGGUCUUCUUAGAAUUCCCAAAGCAUAACAAUCAUUUUCUUCCAGUCAACAAGAAAGUGCCACUUGGGUACUUAGUGAUCGAAGCUAAAGUGAGUGAAAACACGUCUUUAGUUAUCAGCAAGCUAAAUUUAUCAAAGUAAAACCGUAAAUUUUAUGGGAUCAUGAAAAGAAUGUUAGUUGAAUGGAUGCCCACUAUUUUGAUUGAAAAUAGACUGUAAUAGCACAUCAGAAUCUCAAAAUGGAGUAUUUUAGCAGAAAAUAUGUUUUUAACUCAAAUUUCUUGUGUGCACGUACUGUGCUCCUGUCAAUGUUAUCAACAUCCAACAUCUGGUGAAAACAUGGUUUACUGCUUAUCUUACUUUAUUUUGUAUUGGGGGGUUGGGAGGCGUGAGGAGUCCCAUUUGGCGAUCGAAGUAUGGCAUGGACAGGGGGUAUCACUCUCCAAUAGGUACGGAGAGAGAGGUAAGGAAGAGAAGGGAGUGGGGGUGCACGCAGGCAACAUUACAGUGGGAAACAAGGGGGGAGGGGAGAGAGAGAGAGAGAGAGAGAGAGAGAGAGAGAGACUUUGGGGCUUCCAGACCAGGCUAGCGGAACAUAGUUUCUGGCUCUGGCGUUAUCUUCAUGCUCAAACCAGAAAAAAAACUGAGCCAGUUCCUCAUGGUAUGGUUGAUCGUUGAUGGCUGAUAGUAUCUUGUUGAUUAUAUUUUUUAGGCCGAGAGAAGGCGUAAACUUGGCCUACCACCUGAAGAACCUGGAACUUCGAAACCUUCUGCACCCCCUAUGAGGGAAAGGAAGGUAAUGCCCUCAUUUCUUAAUGUCAAAGCCACAUACUCUACUCGGGACAUAACAGCUUAUUCCUCACUUCCACCCAUGAACUAGAGCGCACUGCCCAUCAAACCUGCAACAAAGACAGAGCACAUGAGGGACUGUUUGAGAUCGCUAAAGCAGGCCCACAAGGUAAUUUCCUCUCGGCUCAUUUGCUUUAACUAGAUUUCCUCAAUUGCCAUGGAAUAUAUCAUCAAGUACCGAAUACCUCAUCUCUGUCAUCCUGCGGCUGUGAGGUUGAAGGAUGCACAAAAUAAUGAGCAUUGCAGGGAUUUUCUUUAUCCAACUUUUUAAUAUUUUCUCCCUCAUUGGGUCCAUUUUGAGCUGAAAAAUAAUGCCGGAGCUGCAAGAGAUGCCACGUAAUAAUCUGGGCAGAGGAGGAUCUGUGAGACGAUCUCUCAUGAGUGGGCAUCUUGUUCAUGCCGAAGUCAUAACCUGGGCAGAAUAUUCUGAUCGGGUUGACCAGAUGGCAGUCGUCUUCUAUGAUGCAGAAACAUCUCAGCAUUCUAAUGGUCUUCUUCGUAUUUAUUUACUCACUUUGACUUCGGCAGGAUGAUGAUGCCAAGGUGAAGAGAGCAUUCCAAACGCUUCUCACCUACGUGGGCAACGUCGCCAAGAACCCUGAUGAGGAGAAAUUCAGGAGGAUUCGGAUGACGAAUGCAACGUUCCAGGUGAACAAUCUCACAGAGCUUCUUCAUCCAUAGCCGACACUGUUUGCUCCAGACCUUCCAUCCUCUAUUCCUUCUUGCAGGACAGGGUCGGCUGCAUGACUGGCGGCAUUGAAUUUCUUGAGGUCUGCGGGUUCGAGAAGGUCGAAGGAGACGAGUUCUUGACUCUGCCGAAGCAGAAGGUGGACAUGGCGGUGAUAAACUCAGCCGGCGCAGAGCUGACUUCUGCCAUCAACAAUCCCUUCUUCGGAGUUCUUUGA